AAUAGUCUUUGUCUGUGCCUUUAUCUCUGUCUCUAUCUCUAAUUGUUGUAGGUGGUUGAUUACGUAUGACCUAUGAACAGAAUGUAAAAACACAUUUUUCAACAAUUAAAAUUUGCGCUCGUAAUUAUCGACUAACCAACAAAUAAAAACGGGUCAAAAGCAAACGGACACGCAGAAGUAUUUUUACUGCAAUGUGACCCAGCACAUACAAGCAGAUAGUGGCGACUCCCCAAGUUAAUUGAACAAUUUUGCAACACUCACAAUACCCAUCAACGUCAGUAUUUGAUUAAAUCUUGCCAUGAUCACAUGUACAGUAUGGAAAAACGUCCACUCUAAAUCAAAUAUGUUUCGCUAAGCUUUUAAUCGUCUUACACAAGAUUAAACGUUCUCAAUACCUAUCACUUACAAUCACAUGCAACCAAAAACAUUGACAACAGUUUUGAAUUAUUGUUGCAGAAUGGAUUUUGUUUUAUUUUGCUCUGUUCUUCAUAGAGCAUUUUGGAUCUCACACCCUAUCGUUUGUUAUCACCAGUCACUUGACUAUUUCAACAGUCGAUUCAUCAAUCAUUCAAAAGCGGAUACCUGCCAAAGAUGCCGAUAUCAUCAAAUGAAGGUUUCCAUCUCCGCUGGGGUAUUAGUCUUCUCCAACGUGUGUUCCUGCCAGCAUGGGCCAUAGCAUCACUGCCGAUAACAUGACACUGGUUCCCAAAUGGUUGCAUAACGACUUCCUAUUGAACGUUAUCCGGAAGGCGCAGAAUGAUUCCUCUUUGUGGCUCUGUCACGGUUGUAAAUUGCGAGCGGAAACGGUUCCCAGUCGUAGUCAAAAGCCCAGCAUUGUUUUACGAACAACAGUUCACUACCGUUCGAAGCGUUUUCAUAAUGAACAAGCAAUUAAUCUGAUCAUGAAAAUCAUUCCCAGUGAAAAUGGAUUAACUAACGAAUAUUCAGUUCUGGGUACGGAAGUGGCCAUCUACAGUCAGGUGCUACCGGCUAUGAUCAAAACGAUGAAGGAUGUUGGAGAGAAUGUCGAUUUUCCAAGAUUAAUUUAUGCCAGUCCCAAACCAAACACAAUUGUCAUCUUGGAAAAUGUUAAUCCUAUGAAUUGGCGAUCGUUCGAGGAGUAUCGGAGUACAUUUGAUGAUGUGAUAGCAACAACUCAUGCGAUCGCAAAAUUUCAUGCGUUGUCAUUCUUUUUAUGUCAAACGUCAAUUGAUCUCACACAAUUCAAAUCAAUUUGUGCUGAACCCGAUGCAAAUUUAAUAGAAAAGUUCAAUGCUUUUGCUAAUACGACUUCUACUUGGGAGGCAGCUGAAAACAUAACUAGAAAAAUACAGAAUAUUAAUCCGUCGGCAAUUGCGCAUAACAUGAAACAAGUGUACAAAGCCAAUACCAUGUCCUCCGGUUACAAUGUACUAAAUCAUGGGGCCAUCCAUCCCAAAAACCUAUUUUAUAAAGUCGACAAUACCGGACUUGUAACGAAGACAAUGCUAAUAGACUUCCAACAUUGCCACUGGGGUUCGCCUGCCAUCGAUUUAAUCUGUCUGUUGGAUUUGGUUGUCAAACCGGAAGUUAAGGCUUCGAAGCGGAACGAGAUAAUUCACGAAUAUUACAAUCACUUUGCGCAAGUUUUAAGCAAAAUUGGUUAUCUUGGUUCAGUUCCAACGUUAACGGAUUUACAUGUUGAGCUUUUGCGGAAAGGAUUUCUUGAAGUACUACAUAACGUUCAUCAUUUAGAAACAUCAGACAAGAGUAACGAGCAGCUACACAAAGCGGUUCAUGCGGAUAUGGUACUUUUGCUCCACCGAGGCAUAGUUUAGGUACGAUGGGACAACCUGAAAGAAGCUAUGAAAUGAAAUACAAACGUGGUUAUUGGAAGAACUUUGUAUUGUGCAACUACAUGUUUUCCUGUACACUGAUUUUGUAUAAAUUAUAUAACUUCUUAAGAUCACUUUAUUUGUAAGUA
Molecule: messenger RNA, 1963 nt
Organism: Wyeomyia smithii (pitcher-plant mosquito)
Lineage: Eukaryota; Metazoa; Arthropoda; Insecta; Diptera; Culicidae
Exons: 4
Coding region: 666-1817 (383 amino acids)
Source: RefSeq, a predicted model, not a curated record